AUGCGUGAAUGUGAGCAGCUGCGAGAGGGUCUCCAAAAUGCCCUUCAUCAGCUUUCUCAACUGGGCGCCAAUGUCCCUGCCGAGAUCAAAUCCAAGGCCAGCGGGAAUGCCCCCAACGAAUACGCAAGCCCAUCCACAGCGACAGGAUUGUCAACGAGCGUCUCUCCAAUCUACCUGGGAGAUCAUGGCAGCCAAGCGGUGGAUAUCAUUCCGUCUCCGCAACUCAUCUCGCCGGAGUCAUUCGGUGACCUUUACAGUCCAACUGAAGGCCAACCUGGCCCAAUCUUGUUCAAUAGUGGGGGAGGACUCGCAAAUAACUCUUGCGUGAGUGAAGUGGACCAAAUCAUCGUGGGCAUGGAGUUUGUACUAAAGAUUGAGGAACCCUGUCUGGGUCAUCUCCAUGGCGACGUCAAGAAGCCCCACGAACCUGCAAACCAUGCUCUGACGGCCUCUUCCCAGCUCAUGGCUGCUUGUGACUACCCAUCGCCGACAAAUAGAUGUACUCCACUCGUGUCUCCGAAUUUUGGAAAUACACCGACGACCAUGCUGGAACGGCUGUUGAGUCUUGCACCAGACCUGUCCGAUGAGGGUGAGAUGACACCAGUUCAGGCCUGGAAUAAUAUCCGGUGUCGGCCAAACUUUGGCGGACUUAAUGCGCGAAGCUUGGGCAUACUUGCUGAAAGGUUGAAGAAGGCUGUGAAAUGCCACGGGUAA
Molecule: messenger RNA, 714 nt
Organism: Fusarium vanettenii 77-13-4
Lineage: Eukaryota; Fungi; Ascomycota; Sordariomycetes; Hypocreales; Nectriaceae
Exons: 2
Coding region: 1-714 (237 amino acids)
Source: RefSeq, a predicted model, not a curated record